AUGGUCGAAGCCGGUGUGCUCCAGAAUCAUUCGAAUACGCUGAAUGCGCGCAGACAGUACAGGUAUGUCCCGUUCUCGACGGGGGGCGGCAAUUCAAAUUAGUUCAAGCCAAUUAUAUUUCGAAAACCCAUUCGAUUUCACGUCCUUUACACACACACAUACAAAACUGGCAUUUUUCCCUACGUGUCCUCCCGUUUUCGCCUUCUGACGUGGAUCUGGAUCCCUAACAGAUCCUCCAUUUCUUCUCCCCUUUCUCAAAUGGUCAACCUUCUCCUUUUUCGCAAUCCACUAUGUUUUCUCAAAGCGAAAGGGUUAGUAAAGUCUGCCAGGAGUUGAAGUUUUCGUUCAUUUCAGGUCGGUGGCAUUUGGAACAUGGAAAGUGGGCGGAGCGCGGACGAUGAACGAACGAAGGUCCGAGGAGCCGAUGUCCCGAUUGAAGUGGUGAGAUUUUGCGGAGUUUUGGGCCUACCGUGAUCCGUUGGGGACGCUUCUAGACUUUCUUAGAACGUUCUAGCGCCUGUACAUUAUCUCUUUUUCUCUUUUUUUUCUGAAGCUCUUCCAUAAAUUGUUCACUACCUAGUCAGUCUUUAGGACGAAUUGGAAAAUUAUUAUUCUGCAAAAGUUUAGUACCCGUGUCCCUCUCCUAGAAUAUCUCUAGACCCCCACGUUUACAAUAGGAUUACGUGGAUAACAACACACAAUUGGUCGUCACUUUGGAAGGUAAUCCCGUGGUGGACGCGGCGUUCUCUCCGCAGAAGACCAGUCGGCCACCAACACUAAUUGUCCAUCCCUGCCCAUUCCAUGGCAUCUCCCCUUCUAUUCCAAACACUGUGUCAACCACAAAAAGCCCUCUCCUUCUCCUUCUCCUCAAUUCUCCAUUUGUCGUGAAAUGCCACUGUCCUUUUGAUUUGUUUCUUUUCGGUCCCCCCACCGCUCGCAUCCAUUCCGCUUUAUUGUCUGGUGCCCAAAUGAGGUGGAACCGAAUGUCUUUUCUGUGGUGGUGAAUGGUUGAUGAGGUUGCAAACGAAAUUAGCCUAAUUUCCGAGAAAUCCGAAUGUAAAAGUGUGGCAGCGGUUGGUUCAAGAGGUUCACGGGGAAAGGUAGAAGCUGAGGGAAUGGCCGAAGUUACUAGUGAUGGCCCAAUUUUGAGAACGUGAACUUUAGCGGUAGAGCGUAACUGCAUAGCGAUAACGUGACUUCAAAGCGAUUUAUCUCAGCUGCCAGUGGAGAUAUCCAAAAGUUGUCAACUGAUAAAUUAAUCACUAAGAUAUUAUGCACAUUUUAUUAGUCGACAACUUUUUGAUAACUCUACAGACAGCUGAGAUUCAUUGCGCUGAAAGAACGAUAUUGGAGUGCUCUUCUAUUUCAAUAUUUGAAGGCCUCAUACUGUUUAUCGUGACCUAACAUUUCUUUCUACUUUCACUCUUCCAAUCCGUCCGAUCAAUCAUUUUUCGAAUUCAAAUCGCCGCCGCCCACGUGGCAACAUUCGCACGUCCUUCGGCGGCUCGCAAUUAAGCGCGUUCUGGCCUUGAAAAGCGAACGGAUGGGAGGGCGAAAGCAAGCCUUCGUUUUCCGUUUUCAAAUCGAAGGACACACACACUUUCGCAAAUCUAAGAUGGGUCCAAUAAUGAUGAUUAUCUUCUUUGACUGUCCGUUCGCAUCUUCCUCAUUCGAUCCCUUUACCUUUUUGAAUUUCCGGAUUACUGUAGAGACGAAGUGUUUCUAUUUGAUGCGUUUGCUUUGCAAAACCCAUAAAAAGUGCGAACUUUUUGAUAAUGUGAUUGGUCAGAAACGAAUGGGGCGAAGAAAAUGGCAUAUGCACACACACACACACACACACUCGAGGGAAAGAAAAGCACACAAACCAUACGAAAAAGAAACGUUUUCAUCGCUUUCCCCCCGUUUCUUUUGCCCUCACUUUGAAAGCCUGGAUAAAUAAGAUAUUCGAGAAGCAAGCUGUGCGAGCUCAUUUUUGAGCAAUUUGUGCCCCCACCAGCUCGUAUUACAGUCCGUUUUAGCCAGUUGAUCACUCGAAAGCCCCCCGGGCUCCGCUUCGUCAAGUACCCCCCAUACCAGUUUGCCACGUCACUCCCUCAUCUUUUCAUCUUUUCGCUCAUAACUCAACUUGACACCUUCAAGUAUCCCGCAAGAAGCAAGAUGAAGCCGCCUAAGUAUUUCCGGUUCUCGCCGAGAGGGAGGAUGUCGUUUGUUUUGAUUCGUACCCCCUAGGAUUGAGUAGUAGGCGUCAAGAGGUAUUCCGGAAAAGAUUCCUAGUCUUGGCUUAGGACGCUGGUACAACUUUUAUUCUCAUAAAAUCUCCGAAAUCAGAUCGAUACAUCUAAAAGGCUCUUUCAAAUGUAUCGUUUUAAGAAACCCUGAAAAAAAAAACCAAAUCGUUUUGUGUGCGUUGCCAAACUUCAAAUUAUAUAAUAUCGAAGAAAGUUGGUCCGAACCCACCUCGACUUUUGAUCUGCAUGAGAUAGCAACAACUCUCCGAGCUGUCAUGAUUUGUCACUCGGGAGAUCUCACGCAAAAAGAAGGUCCAUCUCUCUCUCUCUUUCCUCUUUCCCGAUCUAAUCUGUUACUUCUUGAGCCGUUGCGAAUGUCGGAAAUGUGCAUUAUUUGGUAAGAGGCUGACCAUAUGUUUGCAAUUGUAUACACAACGACUUAUUCGGUGGGUGAGAAGCGAGCGGAAGAAGCCUGCUGUUCGCUGCUUCAUUUUGGAGAGGAGAGCUCUCUGAGAGCACCAAUCCAAUCCAGAUAUGUCCUUUUUCCUUGUUGUUUCUCCUCCCUUUUUCCCUGUUUUCUCCCUUAACACUCUUAUUUUGACAGUUCCCCGUGCCUCACAGCUGUCUUCUCUUAAAGGAGCGAAACGCGUCAAAAAGCUGCGCAAACAUUUGAAUUUCGAUGCCAAUUUUGACCUUUUUCAUCAAAAACUUUGACGCUUCGCUGACUAUUUUCCACAUCAUCAUCAUCAUCAUCAUUCACAACAGAUGGACGCAACCAGAUUUCGCCAACGUUACAUGUUCCAGUUUUUAACCUACUGGAAAGUUUUGGGUCUUGUCACGAGAAGGCUCUGAAAAUCUAGUGCCGCGCCUGAAAAUAUCGUAAAUUUUUCUCCUCGCAACUUUUUUUUUCGUGGAUUUCUAUGAAAAGCAAGAGAAAAUCGUCAGGAAAGAGGUUGUGGUACAAAGAAACCUAUAAUAGAGUGACAUCCCAAAUACCGUGUAUAGAAAACGGUGUAUCUCAGCUGUUAGUGCAUUUAUCAAAAAGCUGUCAACUAAGAAGUUGUUUAUUAAGAUAUUUGACGCAUUUUAUCAGUUCACAACCUUUUGCUAUCUCCACUAGUAGUUGAGAUACAUUGUUGUGAAAGAACGGUAUUGGCGGGCCGUUCUAUAAUUUUCACACUUCUUGCUCCCUAUGUAUGCUUUAUGCCCGUACAAAUGCUCGAAAAAGAUGUCAAACAUGGCCGGCACGUAAUAUAAUUCCCCACCCCUUCGCCCACCCCCCACAUUCACUUCUCAUAAAUAAAUUGACGACACCGAUGGCGUGUGCUCCCUUCCCUUUCUUGCCCACAUCUGCUCACUAUCAUCAAUCGUCAUUUCCUGUCAUUUCCUUUUUUUUUGGAGAGGGAAGUCUUAUCAAUUUGUCGCACACAAAUUGGUUCAAUUUGAAAAGCUAAACGAUGUUUUGCUGCCAUUCUCGCGACAACUUUUCUGUUUUUUUUGACUUGACCGACCCGUUUCCCUCCUUAUUUGAGCAAGAGCACCCGCACAUUUCUUUGCCAAAAAAGUGACUCUGUGCCCAGUUUUCCGGUCGCCCCUCCGCGCCGAAAAAAAGCACAUUUCAAGAGUUCCACCCCUUCGGCCGUCAGAUUUCGACCACUUUUUUAUGUACGUAAAUCUUUGAGCCGGGAAAUUUGCUCACAAGACACUUUUAGUUACUAAUAAGUAAGAAAUUAUUUCUAGAACACUGGAAAAAUAUACAAAGCGCAACUCGGCUCAAAGUUGUCUACUAUCCACGUGUCCCAAUUGAUUUUCACCUGGCCGACUUGAUCUAAACCCUCCCGCACCUAAAAACAACAAAAGUUCCAUGACACAAAAACACAGCUGUUUUACUUUUCCUUCCUCUCUCUCUCUCUCUUUCUCCUUCUCUCUUAUUCUCCCUCUUCUUCUCUUUUUAAGUUUUGAUCAGAUCAGCUGUCUAGUAUCAAUUUCAAUGACAAGAAAAGUUUGGAAUCAUCUACAUAAAGUGCUCCUCUGGCUUGGAAUUUGUUUAUUUUGGGUGCUAUUCACAAAGCCAGCAUGUGUAUAUGAAUGUACAUGACCAUUAACUUUUCGCUCCCUCUCUCACUCCCUCUCUCCGUCCGUAAUCCGCAUUUUCAUGUCAAUUACACUUGUGUUCCUUUGUCGUCGUCGUCGUCGUCGUUUUCUGACCUCCCACCUGACCGAGUGUUCUCGGUGUUCAAAAUGUUGGUAGAGCGACCGUAAUCCUACCAAAUUUCAUGGCUCUUUUCAAUGGCCAUCAAUUUUCAGCUCGUCGCCGGAACUCCAUCACCUUUCAACAGCCGCCUCAGCCGCCUCGACGACCGCUUCUUCUGCCGCACUUGGCUCCAACCUGCUCAGCGUCGACAAACGGCACAGUCGGCUCGGCGAGAGCAGUCCCAACCUGUCGCGCAUUCAUCACACGCACACACAGUUGUCGUUGGGUACGUUUCGUUGCCGUUUUUGAGAAGGGGGAAGGUUUUUUUGAAAUCCAUGUUGAUUAUUGUGUUACGCAUGACCACACAACUGUAUUCCUAUCGAGUUGAGUUGACGCACGGUAAGCUACUAAUGUACAGGCGUGGAAGUAUCAGUACGGGCUCUAGUAGGCUUUAGAAGGCUAUAUCUCGAUUUAGCAGGCUCUGGCAGGCUAUAAAAGGCUCUAGUGACUGUAGUAGGCUCUAACAGGCUCUAGAAGGCUUUAGCAGGCUCCAACAGGCUCGGGCUUGGUGUGUUUCGAUCUUCUAGGGUAACAUUUUCAAUUUGAAAUCAGUUCCCCUCGGCGAUCGCAAUCUGAGGAAUGCCAAUUAGCCCCGCUCGUCCAAAAAAACAACAGCUUUUACGAUGUUACAACCCCACCCUCGAUUCCCAUCAAAUGCCCUCCCUUAUCUCGUUCCUUUCCGCUCGCAAUAACCCCCCGGAAUGACCAGGACAGAAGAUUCAAAUUCGAAUUCUUCCUGACGAACCCAAAAUUAACAAGUCUUUCUUCAGGUCUGCCUAACAAAAUGAGCCAAACGCACGACUUCUUCUCGAGCACCGAAUAUUGUCAGUACGUGUGCAGUCGAGACGAUAUUGGUGAGUUUGAAUCGUUCCGAUCGUUUCCCAUUCAAAUCUUCCUCGUUCCCAACCCGAUCCUUUCCGCUUUUUCUUCCCAUCUUCUAACUUUUCUCGCAUACAUGAAUAGGUAAUCCUCUCCUUUCUUUUCAAAUCCUACCCACAACCCGUCCGUUCUCAUUCAUUCAUCAUCCCAUUUGCACGGCCGACAAGACGGUUUUCCUAGAAUGUAGCCUAGUCGAAAAUGAGAGACAUUUUUCAUUGAUACCCAAUGAGUCAGGUACCAAAAAUGCCAUUGUUCUCAUUUGGAGGACCCGGGUAUAAAAAUGGGAACAAGUAUGAUUUUUGCUGCUGCCCGCGUAGUACAAAAUGGUAUAUUAGUUCGCGAUUGUUAAUCCCCCGGCGCCCGAAUUUUGUUGAAAGCAGUGAUGAUAAUCUGUUUGUGAACAGACCUUUCUUUUUGUCUCUUUUGUGUUCUGCUCCUGCUGCAAAGCAUUGACCACGUCUGUAUGUGUCUGAAUUUGCUGUGGAAAUGGAGUAAGUGUUUGAAACGAUUUAACUCGGUUACGAGCAGAGAUAUUGAAAUGUUGUCAACUAACAGAUUGUUUUGCAAGAUAUGGUGUACAUUUGAUUAGUUGACAACUGUUUGAUACCUCCACAGACAGCUGAAAUGUGUUGUCUUGAAAUUGUACUAUAUUUUUACGGUAGGCGCUGAUGAUGAUUCUACAUGCUUGACGGUGCUGUUAAAACUGUUGUUGCUUCAAAACGUUUGUACUUUAGCUACUUCAAGGCUAACUGGUAGCUUUGAAAGUUUCCUUCACUUUUUCUUGACUAAUCCCCCUCGCUUUCCUCGUCCUUCUCCGUCGGAACUUUCUCCCUUCUCCAUCCAAAUCCCAAUCCAAUCAGGUGAACUGAGCGCAAAACUGUCAAGUUUUUUCGUCCGUCGAUUUGCCACCCACUUGACGUCGUCGUCGCCGCCGCAGAUCUCUCACAAAUGGGCGAUGGAUGGCAAUCGAAUUGUCAGCGAGUGAACACUUGAACCUUUUCGUUCUCUGACUGCUCUUUGGCGCCUUUUCCCCCCCUCUAAUUGUCCUCUUUUUCUAUUGUUUUUCGCACUGCGCGGCGAGCAGAGCAACACAAACAGGCGGCCUCUUGUGCACAUAUUGUCGGUCACUUUUCUCGCCACCGUCACCGCUUUUUUGUUCUGUCAGCAGCACUUUCCCUUUGAUUACCUAACAGUUUGUGUCAAGUGUCGCCCCUUCUUUAUCACGAGCGGCGCUGGGGUGAUGAUGAACUUUUUUUUGAGAGUUGAUUUGAUAGGGAGUAGGGAUCAAUGAGCGGAUAAUCAAGUGGAUCUUCAAGAUGUUCUCUUGUGAACUUGUGAUGCAAAUGCGCUCCAAUAAACUUUUUGUGAACUUUAAGUAUUCCAAGUGCAUGCUAUCAAACUUUGUAGGUUAAAGACCUAUGCUUGAAACGUUUGUCAAGUAUUGUAGAGGGCCUGGAAGCUAUCAGAAGGGAGAUGAGUCUAUUCAAAACUAUUUAUCUUGGCUGCUGAUAGAGAUUUUAAAAAGUUGCUAACUGAUAAAUUACACAAAAAGACAUUUUGCACAUUUGAUUUGUUGAAAACUUUUUGAUAUCUCCAUUGACAGCUGAGAUAUAUCAUCCGAAAUAGUAUUUACGGUAGCCGAACAACUUCGUAACACCUGGUUUACUGAAAACAUGAUCGAAACUACAGCUCCAACAGCCGUGUUCUGAUCCUUUGUGCUUGUCUCCUCCGUUCUGCAACACCCUAUUCCGUGUUCCGAACUAUUUCGAGCCCAUCCUCAACCAGUUUCCACUCCGACAUGGUUUUGAUUCCUCAUCCGAACAGCACACAUGUUUUGUUGCCGAAAAGACUGAAACAUUAUUAAUGAGAGGAAGCGCGUGCCGGCGCGCGCUCGAAACAGUGACAAGAUUAAACAUUGUACUCGUGUACCUGCACACAAGACCUGUCUCUUCCUCUUAUUUGCCCCAACACCAGUACUGUUGAGGAGGAGGCAAAGAAGAAGAAGAAGAAGGUCUCUCUCUCUCUUUCUUGAGAGUUUUGUGAUUGUGGAUUUCCGAGCUCGAGGUGCUUUCCCACCCAACCACAAUACCGAUAAUACCCUUUCUGUUUGAACUCUCACCGCUUCCGCCGCCUCCCCAACACACCUACCACUUGGUCAUUUUGACGUGGGUGUUGUGGAGGACGACGCGGUGGUGGCGACGGCCCAUGUUCUUCAUUCUGUCGCUCAUCGACCUGUGGGCAUGGCUCGUCACGUUUAAGGACAUCUCGCUGGCCGUGAUUGGCGGCGGAAAAGCGGUCACGGACGGAGGCGAUGGUAGAGGUAAGACGGAUUCGCAUGAUUCAUCUCAAUUUGGAUACUUACUCUCCUCCCUUUUUGCUUUUUUGUUUUUCUUUCUCUCUUUUCUCCGUUAGCACUGUAAUUAGAGUCCCCCCGAAAACACAUUAGUGACUGGCCUGGUUUUGACUUUGACACAUUCCCCUCGCAAGUUUUUCUCUGCAUUUUUUUUUGCUGACAUCCGAGGUCUAACUUUGAAGACAUGUAUCUAGAAACCCAACAAGUUUACCAAAAAGUUGUCAACUAACAAAAUGUGGAAAAUUUCAUGAUAAACAACUUUAUAGUUGAUCAUUUUGUCUGAAAAUGUUUAGUUUUUGAGUUGUGCGUAGAGUUUUGAAGCGUGUUGCCGCACUUCUUGUGGCCGUUCACAUCCUUUGACUUGGAAAAAUGCUGAACACUUCUUUGCCAAAAUUUCCAUAUUGUCAUUUCCCCCAACGUAUUCCAUUUAAUUUUCUCCUAUUCAACUAAAGAACACACAUUCCUUCGUCUCUAGUAGUAAAAAAAGCAAAGUGAAUAAAUUCGAUUUGCAUCUCAUCUCAUUUCACUUCCGGCACCUUCUGUCCAGCUUCUAGUUUUCUCUUUCUUCUUCUUUCUCUUUUUCAUGCUCUCCUAUCCAUUUUAUAUCAAGGGAGGCUUUGUAAUUGUAACACUUGAAAACCGCAAGAGCCGCGUGGCUCCAUGGCUCCUGGCACCCAUUUCCACGGGACCACAUUUCUUUUGAUCAUCAAUGCACUGCCAUCGCGAUAUAAUAUGUUUGUUUGCCCCCGGAUUGUUGCGAAAAGGCGACACCUGUCUUCUCUUCUCUUUUUCUCUGAAAAGAGAGAAAGAUGCUGAUCACACACGCACACACACGUUCAACAAUGCAAGAAGCGAUAGGAAAAAGAGGAUCUAAUUGAAACGGGUGGCCGCCCGGGGAACAACUGUCCUUCUCAAAUCUUUUGCGAAUCUUCAUCCUCGAGAAACACUAUCUCUUUUUUGCUGCUGACCCCUCGCUAGUACUAGUGCGACCUCAGCUCUCCGGCUCAGCUUCAACCUUGAAAUGGUCUACGAGCUGUCGUAUGUGGUGGCGCAGAACGAACGACGCGAAGGUUUGUGUGGUUUCCUCACUUUACGCUCUAUUUGGUAAACUGAACAAAUGUUUUCCGGGAUGAGUGUAAGUAUGUACUUGUCAAGAAGAAGAAAAAGAAGAAGAAGAAGAAGAAAGAGUCUAUGAAUAGGAAGGGGAUCCGGGUCAACAACUAUGCAGAUGUUUCGUUCCGUUUCACACUCAGAAUUUGCGCGUUUUAGGGUGUCAAGUUUAGCAACUAGUUUACAAUGAUUUCAGUAUAACCAAGAAUCACAUUGUCAAAUCCUAGGCCGUCAACUCUGGCCAGGCUCCAGAUUACCAAACUCAAAACGAUCUUGCCAGACUUUAGGUCAUUUUAUGAUGUUUUGUGAAGUUAGGCCAUCAUUUUCAAUGAUUGUCGGAUCCUAGGCUAUCGGUAUGAACAAUAUCGAAGCCAGGAACGUUACCUCUGAAAUUUACCUGAUCAAAGCUUGCAAAGUUUUGUCAAAUAGAAUGAAACCCCUCAGCUCGCAAGUUGUCGGAUCCAAGGCCACCCCCGUUUUGACUUUUCACUCUGAAAUUUGCAUACCCAGCACAGACGCACACAAACAUUUAGCAUAUCCAACCAACAACCGCCACUCUCUCUCUCUCUCUCUCUCUUCUCCUCCGCUUUUCCGAAAUUCAUUAGCUCUUUGUCCUUCCCCUCGUGGCGCAUGCUCUUCUCUUUCCCUUUUUAACACUUUUUCGGCCCCACUCGGAGGUCUUUUUCUUCUUUUCGAAAAGACGCUUGCUCUCAUUUCCCUCGCUUCUCAACCCCAUAAACUCAAAAUAUUUAUGAGAAGUCGGAGGGGGAGGGAGAGGAGGACCCAUCGAAACGGCAGAGGGGGAUAGUAGUCGUAGUAGCAUGCCGUUUGCUCCUUGUGCUUCUAGAGCCGGAAAUAGUGCUCUCGGAUGGCGUUACUUGGAUUGCAUUUCCUGUUCCUUACCCCCUCUCUCACACCAACUUGGAUGAGGUUUAGGAGAGUACAUUUGUGUUCCUUGGCUUUUUCAUUAAGACCUUUAGAGCUACAAGAGCUCAGCAAAGAGCUCCUUAUCACAUACUCAAUAGAGCGCACUUGCUUCACUUUCAUUUCAUCCAACAAAUUACCGCCACGCCCCAAUCCACGUCAUUUCCAUGUGCUCCCUCUCUCGCCCCUCAAAAAAACAGAGAAAUAGGAGUGCCCCUUCCGGCUUCUUCUUCUUCUUCUUAUUCUUAUUCCUCACCCUCUUCCAGCAGUCCACUUGACAAUUUCGCACUCACUUUUCUUGUUUUCGCUUUCUCACAAAAGUGUUUGUUUCCAAAUGGUAAUCCCCAGAAUUGUUCCUCUUUGGUGCCGUGAGAAAACUGGACAAACACACCCCGGGCGGCCGAGGAGGCGGUCAUUAAAAGGGGGCAACAUUCUUUCGAUUCUUUGAGAAUUGGUGUUUGUCGGAGCUUAUCAGUUGGUGGUUUUGCAGUCAAACUGUCACUUGAGACUGUGUGUACUCUCUCUCUCUCUCUUUCUCUCUCUCUCUCUAGCCUACUUGACAUGAGGAGGCGCCAGUUAGGAGCACACUUUCGCAUUCCUCUACUAAUCAUAAUCACCUGACCGCUCUAGCUUUGCUAUAUUUUAACUGACAUUGCUUGCCCCUAAAGAAGAAUAAGGAAGAAUUCUUGUACUUUUAUAGUGAGCUUGUACUGGAAAAGCGGAAAAACCAUUCUAGUCAUUUCUUGAAGUACCCGCUCUUUUUCAACUAAUUAGAGUCAUAAAGGAGACCUUUCACAAUUGGUACUUGGUACUAAAACUACUUAUGAAACGUAAAAAGUGGCAUAGUUUACUCAAAAAUCAUACUUGGGGCCUAACCUUGCUACGCUAACUUUAGUGAUAUUGCUGCAAAAAGAGCCCAUAUCGCUGGAGCCUCCAAUAAAUUCCUAAAUGUUGCAGACUCGUUCAACGGCAACUCGACGGGCGUCAAAUCGUCGGAAGCGUUCGUCCGAAAGUCGCGGAAGGAUGCGAGCGGAUUGCUGGCACUAGACGACUCCUCCUCCACCUCUUCCAACCACCACCACCACCAUCAUCAUCCGCAUCUCCAUCAGCAGCAGCAGCAGCAGCAGCAGACACAAUCGAAAAGCGCGCGCAACCUGAAAUACUCGCAAAGUUCGCGCAGAAAGUACGAGCAGACGAAUAGCGGCAGCUCGACGGACGACUCGGACCGAGGAAGUGCACAUCAUCGGUGAGUUCGGCUGUUUGUCGGCACAUUCAUUGUGUCACUUUUCGUACGCGGAAAAACGCUUUUUUUCGCGUCCACCGGCCACGGAUUGGGUUUCACAAAAUGUCUCACUCGGGAGAGCACAACAGCCCCCCAGUCCGAGUCGGCGGCGGCUCGGCGCCCAUCCUCAUCAUCAUUACAUGCACUUUCUUUCUCUUGAAAACACAUUACUGCUCUUUUUUGUUGAAUAACCAAAUGAGUCGUUUCAAUUGUGAUCAGACUUGCAAGACUUUGUGCAAGAAAUUCAAAACGAUUCAUUGGUAAAAGUUUGAAAAACGCACUUCAACCACUUUUGAACCGAUUUUUGGUUCUUUGCAAGUCUGGUUGUGAUUUUGACCUCAAAUCUUUGGAUGUUUUUCAUUAUUUUUUGAGACCCCGCUCAUUUAUCUUUUGGGUGACACAUCUUCGAGGGGUCUAGACAAAAACAUAGUGUAAAAUCACCUGAUGGUUAGACAAAUCCGACUUUGCUACAUGAAACUUGAUCUAUUCUCUUGAUCUCAAUGUUGCGAAUGCGCUCCAUUGAACCGAUGAAAACUUGAGCCCUUCGCUUUUCCUCUACCAAACCGUCCACCUUCUGAAAGAGACCAUUUGCAGAUCGCACAGCGCGGGUCCCCAUACGACCUACUCGACGACCUCUGCGCACGCCGUCUCGACGACCGAAAUGAACCGGUCGGGCGUGAUGCCACGUGGCACGACGGGCGCCGACAACAAUACGACGUUCCUGCGCGCGACGAAGCGCUUCUUCAAGAAGAUCUACACGUCGGCGACGUUGCCGAAGAAGCAGAACUCGACGUCGAUGGACAACUUCCAGAAGUCGGCCGUGUUCUUCGACGAGGAUCACAAUCAGAAUCAUCAGAUUCGCGGCGGCGGCGGCGGAAUUCAGAAGAAGGCGCCGUUGACGAGCGACGAGAACGACUACACGACGCAUCUGGACGACGACUUCGACGAUGAGGUGGGUGGUUUGCGCGGAGAUUUUAGAUGGAAAGAGUUGCAAUUUACAGACGAUGCGCUCCGAGAACGCGACAAUGGACAUUAGUUAUCCGGACAGCGGCUUCGAGAUGGAUCGUGCGUCGACUCCGGAGCAGUCGAGUGUCUCAAUGACGUCGACGUCGAAAAGUGGAGACGAAGGGCCCGUCAACUUUAGCAAUCUGUUCGAGCAGUUGAAGAGGGAAAUGGUAGGCCAAAACUUUGGAAUACUCUCUAAUAAUAAAAAUCCCUUUCCAGCAAGAGAUGCGAGAACGCGACGCGCAGAUCCUCGCGGACCUCCAGCGUGUCGAGACCCAAAUCCAGACGGUCAAACAGGCACAAAUCCUGGCGUCACUACAGGACGAGUUCGAGCCGGUCGAAAGCAUGCCCCUCUAG
Messenger RNA from Caenorhabditis sp. 36 PRJEB53466, 12392 nucleotides. The record is from the annotation of a GenBank genome assembly. Lineage: Eukaryota; Metazoa; Nematoda; Chromadorea; Rhabditida; Rhabditidae.